Sander lucioperca (pikeperch) is the source of this 933-nucleotide messenger RNA. Its product is annotated as L-rhamnose-binding lectin SML-like. The record is from RefSeq and is a predicted model, not a curated record. Gene Ontology annotation, molecular function: carbohydrate binding. Lineage: Eukaryota; Metazoa; Chordata; Actinopteri; Perciformes; Percidae. The transcript has 6 exons. Bases 181 to 630 code for a protein of 149 amino acids.
UGCAGGGUUUUACAUGUUCAUCACAUCUGGGUCAGGAGGCCCUGCAUGCCUGCAGCGGCGGGACAGGCGUCUGCAUGUCUGCUGUCAGGACGGACACAUAAAUACCUGGACAUCCAGAGGCUGCUUUCACUGUCAGACUGUCUGCAGGUGAAAGACAGAAGAGGAGGCUGAGACGGCAACAUGGUCCCACUGAGGCUGGUCGCCUUCGGCGUGCUGGCUGCCGCUUGGUAUUUCACUCGCACUGCAGAGGGAGAGGUCAUUUACGCCUGUUUCAAUGAAACCGCUAAGAUGUCAUGUGAUGUUGGCGCUAAGAUAAAGCUGGAUCACAUCCUGUAUAAGGUUGGGGUAGGGACGAGGUGUGGUGAGGGAAAACCCUACCCAGAUGACGGGCCGGACAGCUACUGCUCCUUCCCCUGGGCUGAAAUGGUGGUGGAGGAUCUCUGUGCUAACAGGAGGUCCUGUGAGGUCCCCGUCACUGAGCUGGUGUUUGGUGAAUAUCCCUGUAAGGAGCAGACCCGGUACCUGGAGGUGUCCUACACCUGCGCCAAACCCCCACCUCCUCCACCUCCACCUCCACCACCUCCUCCAACCAAACCUGACUGUGAAGACAAAUCAACAGAUGAAGCCUGAUGCCUUUUUUAAACUUUGUUGUUCAUCACUGUGGACAGAACAGUUUGAAGACACAUCACCUUCAUUUCUAACAUCAGAGUUCAAGUCUCAGUAAAUAAACUUCAUGUUGUCUUUUGUUUUUUAUUGUCUCACAAAACAGAAAAAAAAAUCUUACAUAAUAGAUCUUAAAAUACAAGCUGUUUCUCCGGUUUCAAGAGGCACAAGUGUUUGUUGUGUUUUAGUUAUUGCAUCUUAAUACGUAAAACAUAUCUGAGCUCAUUUACUUGAGAAGGAUUUUAAGUCAAUAAAAGGUUUUUUCUCCUA